This is a messenger RNA of Babesia microti strain RI, 390 nucleotides long. RefSeq lists its product as hypothetical. The record is from RefSeq and is a predicted model, not a curated record. NCBI's taxonomy places the organism in Eukaryota, Apicomplexa, Aconoidasida, Piroplasmida, Babesiidae. Bases 1 to 390 code for a protein of 129 amino acids. The transcript has a single exon.
AUGUACGAUCCGGAAGAAGAUGCAAAACUUUUAUGUGAUUUGAAAAAGGUGAUCAAACAAAAAUGGAAUACAUACAGCGAGUUUGAUAAUCCUCACUCAAAUGAAGAGAUUGGAACACCAAAAGGCAUUUAUAUUUCAUCCAGCGGCCUGCCAAUAUCAAUAGACCACUUAGAUGGAAACAAGAAGAGGAGACUUCAAGCUAAUCAAUAUAAAACGGCGGCCAAUAAAAUUGGUCCUAGGAAGAAGAGAUUUGAAUUUAGCAAAUUAAAAACGCACCUAAAAUACAAUUCUACUAAUGAAUCCAGUAUGAAAUCAGACAGUGAUGAGGAUGAUAAGGGCAGGAUGUCCACUAUUUUAGAGAAGACCAAUAAAUUAAUUAAGCACAGUUAA